Messenger RNA from Myzus persicae (green peach aphid), 1337 nucleotides. Its product is annotated as protein ALP1-like. The record is from RefSeq and is a predicted model, not a curated record. The transcript is spliced from 2 exons. The coding region runs from base 129 to 1322 and encodes 397 amino acids. Lineage: Eukaryota; Metazoa; Arthropoda; Insecta; Hemiptera; Aphididae.
AAAUAUAUAAAAAUGUUUUCCAGACGCCUAUUCGUGGUGCGAGCUCUUGGUUCUUUGGCUCUUUAGUUUAUUUAAAAUACUUAAAUACUAAAAUACGUAUACAUUUUUUAAUUAGUUAAUUUUUUAAAAUGGACGUAGAUACAGCAAUCAUGCUUUAUGCCUUAAUAAUUAAAAAACGAAACAAAAAAAUUAAAAAACAAAGACUAUUGUGGGUACAUCCAAUUGUCAGUCAAAGAAAUGAAAAAGGACAUUUUCAAAAUUUAUUUCCUGAUCUCUUACAAUACCCUUCAAAGUUUUUUAAUUAUUUUCGUAUGUCGAGGAAUUCGUUUUUUGAAUUGCACGAUGCUAUAAAAUAUGAUAUCCGAAAAGAGGAUACAAAUAUGCGCAAGUCGAUAACUACGGAAGAACGAUUAGCUGUAACAUUAAGAUAUCUCGCGUCAGGAUGUACAUUAACAGAACUUCAUUACGAUUACAGAAUUGGAGUAUCUACAUUGAGUAAUAUCAUACAAGAGACUUGUGUUGCAAUUUGGGAUAAUUUAAAAAAUGCAUAUAUGCCAGAGCCAACGGAAGAAAAAUGGGUGGAAAUUGCAGAACUCUAUUGUAGCAUUACAAAUUUUCCUAACUGCAUUGGCGCGAUUGAUGGAAAACACAUCAGGGUAGUCAAACCAGCACAUAGCGGCUCAUUAUACUACAACUAUAAACAUUUUUUUUCGAUUGUUCUCUUAGCUGUUUGUGACGCAAAUUAUUGUUUUAUCGCCGUAGAUAUCGGAGACUACGUAAAAAAUAGCGAUUCGUCAAUUUUUAAAAACUCAAAUUUUUACAAAAAAAUGAUUAAAAAAGAACUGUCCAUUCCCGAAGAUUCAGUACUUCCAGGAGCGAGUGACUAUAAACUGCCUUACGUAAUUGUGGGAGAUGAAGCGUUUGGUUUAAGUCAUAAUGUAAUGCGUCCAUAUGCCGGAAAAAAUUUACCUCUAAAGAAAAGAGUGUUUAACUAUAGGCUUUCAAGAGCUCGUCGAUUUAUUGAGUGUGCUUUUGGUAUUAUGUCUAAUAAAUGGAGAAUAUUUCAUAGGCCAUUAAAUGUAUCCGAAUCAUUCGCUGAAAAUAUUAUAAAAGCGUGUGUACUAUUACACAAUUUUGUUCGUGUUCGAGAUAAUAAUUCAUUAAGGUUUGAGGACACAUUAUCAUAUGAAGGGUUUCAAGAUGAAGAUGAAAGAACAGACAACUAUCCAGGAAAAACACCUACUACAAUUCGUGAUAAAUUUGCUGAUUACUUUAUGGGCGAAGGAAGUGUUCCUUGGCAAUUAGAUAGCAUAAAUAAGUAAAAAUAUAAUUUAAUU